Tuber aestivum (summer truffle) is the source of this 2456-nucleotide messenger RNA. The record is from the annotation of a GenBank genome assembly. Lineage: Eukaryota; Fungi; Ascomycota; Pezizomycetes; Pezizales; Tuberaceae.
AUGAUCGGAACAUAUCACACCCUCCCCCUCCCACUAUCCCCGCAAGUGCCUUGUAUUCCCUGUACCACCGAUUCCCUGCGAGUACCGUACCGGCACCGGUACAAGUACUACUCGUGCAGGACGAACAAGCGGGACUAGUAUGGCCACCUUACAGCAGCUGCAGACGACGUGUCUGAGCCUUCUCUUCUCAACGCAAGCACACCCCGUUGGAUUCGCAAAAUUAUCCAUAAAGCCUGAGACCAGCCUAUCCGACGAGAAAGAGGAGCAUCUCUUGGGCCUCUAUGACAAACUCCAGAAGGUAUGUCUCGAAAGGCGUAUACUCGAAGCCGAGAUGUCGGGGGUUGGGAUUGAAGGUGGUUUCCCCUCCCCCCCCCUUUAUUUUCUUUUUCCCCCUCUUUCUUCGCUUCUCUCUUGCACUCCCCCCCCCCCUCCCUUCCUCCUACUUUUUUCCCACACACAUGCCCGGGCAUUCAAUGAUUGGUCCUAUGUCUAACAAGCGUUUGGGAUCAUGCAAGACGCAGAUGACGACCUCUCGAUCGAGGAGCAGUUCCGCAAUGCGGAAGCGGAACUGUUGGUGAGUAGGGCGAAUUCGGUAAUGAAAGGAAAAAUCGUCGAGACAACAUUGGCUACACAGCCAGUGCUUCGAGCAGUCCACUUGAGCUCCAGAAGCACGGCGAAGGAACGGUAGUGCCCCCUCCUUUCUACUACAGCAAGGUAUGACUCCCACCUACUCUGUGCUUUGGGCUGAAAUCUGGUUCAAUCUACUAGUGCCUUAUCACCGCUUAUCCUCCGCCGGGACGUCCUCUCGGUCACUCACGCUAACCUCUCGCACGUCCUCGGCACUAGCCUGGAGGCAUUGUCGAAGUUACAGGCAUCCAACACGAAUGCUCAGGUCCUCAACAGGCGGUUGACUGCGAGACUGCUCACGCUCAGCGAGAAGCAGAAGAAGGCGAGGGAUGCAGUGGCACAGGACGACCAAGGAUACAGAGAUGCUGAGGAGGCGCUCCGGGAGGCGAGGAUUAAAUGGGAGGUCAUGAGAAACGCGGUGCAAGCGAUUAUAGUGGGGAGUGGAGUGGACUGGGUUGGCGAUAAGAAGCUUAGGGAUACGGUUCUGUCCUGCGGCGAGGAGCUGGAAUCGACUUGAUCCUUCCAUUCUUCAUUUUUUUUUUCACUCUUUUCCUUUUUUUCACUGCCUUCCAUCUGCUUCUCGACUUAGAGGUUAUUUAUUUAUCCAUGCGGUGUGGUUAUUGUUCCGCGCUAUGCGGCCCAACCCGCGCGACUGUAUCCGUAUCUCGAUGACGCGCAGGAGGUCUUCCGGCGGUGCAGCCCUUCACCUGGGACACUGACACAUCAAGAGAAAAUGGCGUUUUGGAAGGCUCGGUAGCUGUAUUCCAAUCCUGUACGGUACCUUGCGUUUUCUCUUUUUCUCUUUUUUCCUUUUUCUUCCUUUCAACGAGCACUACUCGUACUGUGUGACAGUAUCGCAACCCUACAAUCCAAUCAAAAAAAAAAGGCUUCCACGGCAUACCGGUAUCAUAUUCAAAAAAAGACAACUUCACCCCACCCACCGGUCGCAUAUACUUUACUUGCUUCAGGUACAACCCCGCUGCGGGUAUGAUACUACUCGAGUACAAUUUUCCCUUGCGAACCUCCCACACAACUCCCACCGUGCCCCCCCGGACAAGCUGCACUACGAGUAAUCACUUAUGCACAUGCCGUAUGCCGGCGGUAACAGUACCCUACGAGUGCUCCACCCAACCCGCCGACCAGUCCGGCAACCAACCAAAAGCAAAGCGAUCAACAUCUAAUAUCAUACCCCCCUCAAAGGUGAAAAGCCCUGAGGGGCCCGCAAUGCACGAGCCCCGUACAGCACUCGAGCGCUGCACCACACUUCAACCAGUGCACAAUACGAGCAUCAUGAUAAUAAUACAAUACCAAUGCUGUAUGAUACUCGAGCAUAAUAAUAAUAAUAAUAAUGAUGAUGAUAAUGAUAGCCCCAGAUCCAAUACCGGUACCGUACCGCACUGUAAAAAAUAGUGGGAGGAAAAAAAAAGCAAAAAAGGAAAAGGAAAAGGGUAAAAAAAAUUUAAAAAAAAAGAAGGGGAAAAGGAAGGAAGGAAAAGCAAGAGCCAGCAACGUAGCUGCUAAUGUCCUAGUACAUUACCACCGUACCGUACCGCAAUGCGUGUGAUCCAUGGGAUGGGGCACAACAUGACAUUGAAGCACCUCGUUGACCUCCGAUAUACCGGUCAGUUUCAUUGGGGGAGGGCACCGUACCGUACUUGUACGGUACAUAACCGGAGGGACGGGCCGUGCUCGCUCGGCCGCGUUGAAGGGGAGAGAGAGGUGGGGGAGAGGCUGGAAUCGAGAUUCCCAUCAUAAUAUCAUGGUUUCCCCGUCUUGAAAUCCGGCCACGCUCGCAGGUGGGGCCCGGGAUUAUAGUGCGUUCAUGUCAC